UGGAACACAACCCAGACCAAGCUGAUACGCGUAACAAAUGGUAUCAAAGAAUCUCAGCGUGCUGUAAACGCUUGGUUCGUUUUGGAUCGUAUAUAUUGAAAUUCGCCACUGCUUUUAAAUUCAGGUUAAAGCUAGAAUUAGAGGUUUUAUAUAUUGAAAAGCAGUGAAGAGAGACAUCAUGUUACCUAACCUGAUCCGUUCUGAGACAGAUCGGUGUAAAUAAGGACGUAUCAAAUAUUUAAUCCGCAUCAAUUUGAUAGGUGUACUAACCGAUUUAAUGGUGUAUAUAUAUAAAAGGCGUCAUAGAGAUUUCUCUUAAAUACUCAGUACAUAAUCUGCAGCAAGAGAAACCAUUGAUAAUUAAAUCUGAUAAAAAAAUUAUAAUGGCACAUCCUACAAGCGCUAGUUCCUCAAUAACAAGAUCUAUAAUUCCAAAGGUUUCAACUGUACAAAUAAUACCUAAAACGAUGUCGCUUCUAAUUAAACCCCAAACUCUUGCAUAUGCUUCUGUCAUAACUUCUACGAGAGGCUCGACACAAUAUUUAACCACAAGUGUACCUUUGGAUUCUUUACCAAAUAAAUCGGGUUCUUUCAGAAUUCAGCCUCAGGCUAUAACCUAUGAAAGUCCUUCCAUUACAGGCCCCAUAACAAAUUCUAUGCAACAUACGCCUACAAUUGUGCCUUCAUUGGAUUCUUCGAUUACAGAUUCAUCAGAUGAUGAAAAAAAGAAUACUUCUGUUAUUAACAAGGAUGGCCAUUUUAUUUGGAACCAUAAAACCAUAAUGUUGUUUUUCACAGAGUAUGAACAGCAUGAGAAAAAGUUGCAGAAAAAAAAAUAUCAAAGUAAAGAGGCUAUGUUUCAAGCAUUAGCAGAGUCAUUUCAAAAAAAAGGUUACGUGAAUGCUACCAAAAAUCAUAUGAAAAAUAAAUUUAAACUGUUGAAGAAAAAAUGGGACAAGUAUAUUCUACGGACUAUGAGAAAAAACAGUUCUGGAAGAGGCAUAAAACCUCUUUCAUAUGAAAAUGAAAUGAUAAGCAUAUUUGGAAAAAAUCUCAGUGGAGUGCCACCUUAUGUGACUGGCCGCAACGAAAUUGUUUCUCAGAAAGUGAUUUUGCAAAAAGUUGGUCAAACUUCGUCUGAGAAUGAAAAUGAAGAGCAAUCAUCUAUCAAAGUACACUCACCACUUUCGAUGCUAUCAGCGAUUAGCAGCAAAUCACAAUCAAUGGCGAAUAGCAACUGUUCAUCUUUAAUAAAUACGAAAGCAAAAAUACGAGAUGGCAAAUUGUCGUUUAUUCUGCAAUCAAUCAGGGAAUCUAUUUGUAAUAUGCAACAAGAAGAAAGUGAUGCCAAACAAGAAAUAUGCACAAAAAUGUUGGUAGAGCUUCAAAAAUGUAAUGAACGCUUGAACGUAAUGAAUGAAUUACAAAAAGAGCGAAAUAUCAUAUUGCAGAGGCAACUUCAGGUACUAGAGAGACUGGAAAAAAAAAUGUACCUAACACAAAAAGAAUUAUCAGAUGAAGAAUUACAAGACUGAAAAUAUUACUAUAUAGAUGUAAAGACAUAAACGUAAUUUAUGUACAUAGUUGUACAUACAUGAUAUAAGAAGAAAGAACAAGGUGUACCAUUGCGCAUAAUGACGAUAGCAAUACUGAAAACAAUUAAUCAAAUUUUGGCCUCUAUGCACUUUCCUGCAUAUAAUAACGCUGACAUAUUGAAAUAGCCAAUCAAAUUUUGGCCACAAUUCACUCUCCUACUGCGCAUUCU
Mycetomoellerius zeteki is the source of this 1765-nucleotide messenger RNA. RefSeq lists its product as uncharacterized. The record is from RefSeq and is a predicted model, not a curated record. Lineage: Eukaryota; Metazoa; Arthropoda; Insecta; Hymenoptera; Formicidae. Bases 384 to 1535 code for a protein of 383 amino acids. The transcript has 4 exons.